AUGCCCAACGAAUCCAACCAAGACAAAGGCGCCACCGGAGCUGCCAAAUUCGUCACUUCCACACUUGGAAACACACUCGGCGGUGUCACCCGCACAGUGGGUGGAGUAGCAGGUACAGCCGGGCGAGGUGUCGGCGAUACCAUCACAAGCGCGACGGGGAGCGCUGGCGAGCCGAUUGGGAAUGCGCUCGGUAAUGUAGGCUCGGGUCUUGAGAACGGGGCAAAACGAGUCGCCCAGGGAACGGAAGAUGCUGGGAAAUGGAAAUAA
Messenger RNA from Penicillium mononematosum, 267 nucleotides. RefSeq lists its product as uncharacterized. Lineage: Eukaryota; Fungi; Ascomycota; Eurotiomycetes; Eurotiales; Aspergillaceae. The transcript has a single exon. The record is from RefSeq and is a predicted model, not a curated record. The coding region runs from base 1 to 267 and encodes 88 amino acids.